Labrus bergylta (ballan wrasse) is the source of this 2764-nucleotide messenger RNA. RefSeq names its product SEC14-like lipid binding 7 (gene sec14l7). NCBI's taxonomy places the organism in Eukaryota, Metazoa, Chordata, Actinopteri, Labriformes, Labridae. Gene Ontology annotation, cellular component: cytoplasm. The record is from RefSeq and is a predicted model, not a curated record.
UGUUUUCCCCUCCACGCCGGUUCAUUCACAUCUCGGCUUCUGUUGGAGCAACACGACACCUCAGACAUGAGCGGACGAGUCGGCGAUUUGAGCCCAAAGCAGGAGGAAAUCCUAGCUGAGUUUCGGAGUAAAAUCCAGGACAUCCUCCCCAACCUGCCUGCACAGCAUGACCACUACCUCCUGCGCUGGCUCCGAGCCCGAAGCUUCAACAUUCACAAAUCUGAAGCCAUGGUCAGGAAGCAUGUGGAGUUCAGGAGGAAGAUGAAUGUAGACAGCAUCAUAUCCGACUGGAAACCUCCAGAGGUGAUAGAGAAGUAUGUUUCUGGAGGGAUGUGUGGGUACGACAAAGAGGGGAGUCCCAUCUGGUACGAUGUGAUUGGUCCUCUGGAUCCUAAAGGUCUGCUGCUGUCGGCCACCAAACAAGACUUCAUGAAGACGAAGAUCAGACACACGGAGAUAAUGCAGAGGGAGUGUCGGAGGCAGGCAGAGAAGUUGGAGAAGAACAUUGAAGCCAUCACUCUGAUCUACGACUGUGAAGGACUGGGACUCAAACACAUCUGGAAACCUGCUAUCGAGGCUUAUGGAGAGAUCCUCACCAUGUUUGAAGAAAACUACCCAGAGGGGCUGAAAAGAGUGUUUCUUAUCAAAGCUCCUCGAAUGUUUCCAAUGGCCUACAACCUGAUCAAACAUUUCCUGUGUGAGGAAACACGGCGUAAGAUCGUCAUAUUAGGAGGUAACUGGCAAGAAGUGUUACGUAAACAUAUCGACCCAGAGCAGCUUCCUGUCGCGUACGGAGGAACCCUGACGGAUCCUGAUGGAGACCCUCACUGCAAAACCAUGAUAAAAUACGGCGGUACAGUACCCAGGUCGUACUACGUUCAGGACUCGAUUAAAGUUCAGUACGACAACAGCGUGACCAUCAGCCGCGGCUCCAUGUUCCAGCUGGAGUAUGAUGUUAAGACGCCCAGCAGCCUUCUGAGGUGGCAGUUUUCCAGCGACGGGGCAGAUAUCGGGUUCGGAGUCUACAGACGGACCAAAGAGGGCGCCGCUCAGAAGGUGGCCGAGAUGCUGCAGGUGCUGCCGAGCGAGCGCUACAACGCUCACCUGGUCCCUGAAGACGGCGGCCUCAGCUGCCCCGAGUCCGGAGUCUACGUGUUGUGUUUCGAUAACAGCUACAGCAUCCUUCACUCCAAGAGGAUCAGCUACAAAGUCGAGGUUGUUCCUCCUCCGGAUGGACAGAUGACUGCAGUGAACAAGACCGGAGACAGACGGCUGCAGUGAUAACAUCCUCUUCUGAUAAACACGGAUAUACAGUACCUUAAUAUUUACAGUCUAUGACAUAUACACAUCUUAGAAUACAGGAAUGUACAUCAAACUAUCUCUCCUUCCAUUCCCUCUUACUUUCUCUACGUUUUGUUAAAAGCUGACCAGAAAGCUUUUACAUGUUUCUACUCAGACACUUCUUCACACUUCUCCCAUCCAUAAUAUUUAAAAAUGACAUUUUUUCUUUUAAUUUUCUGACAUAGAUAAUGUUUUGUUUAACAUUUCAAACCAGAAACCACUUGAACUUGUAUAUUAAUUUAUGUAGAAGGUACAACUUCUUAAGCGUAGUCAUGUUUUUGUAAUUAAUUAUAUAAACUUUUAUAUAUGACUAUACUGCAGCAUAUUGACUGAAUUGAAUUGUUUUGGAAAACCAAAACGGACGACUUGCACACUGAGGACACAAAAUGAGUAAAGUUACUCACUUGGAGGUGAUUGAUCCAGCGGAGAUCAUGUUUUUGAUUUUUGUAUAAUUAUGCUCUUCUUCUUAUUUUGGUCUAUGUUAAAUCAGCUGAAAAAAGAGUACUAUGAUGUGUUACAAUGAAGGUUUUUUUUAAUGAACUAAAGAAAUCCUGAGAGGCAAGAGAUGAAAAUUAUCUUUUGAUUUGUUUUCUAUGUCGGAUCAUUGUUUUCCUGUUUUACGACUGACGAACAGAUGAAAAGUUACGUCCCCCAACAAUCGUUCCACGAGGUCUUUCUUAAAAUUUAAUCAGUUUAAAAUAAUGAAAUAAAAAAACUUGCAGUUCAAAUAGUUUUUACAGAAUAUAAACACAUUUUUUAAUGCUGUUGUAAUACUCGAUUUGGCCACAAGAGGCUGUAAUGCAUCGAUUUGUUUUAUUUCAUUGCUUUAGUGGGCAAGUGCAAAAUCCUGCAGUUCGUUGAGUGUCCACUUGAGGCUGGCUCCAGGAACACAGGAAGUCACAUACACACACCAGGCAAAAAAAGCCAUUUUUACAUCAUAAAUUAACAUGCUUACAGCCUGGUACAAAAAAAAAAAUUGUGUUAAUAUUUGCUUAUACACAAUAGAAAAUAUGAACAUGUGUUUACUGAGUUUGAAGGAAUUAAAACGCACCAAUUUAGCGGCUUGGUGCAUCGCGGCCUCUUGUGGUCAAUGUGAGUAUUACAACAACAACAACAACAACAGCCUCAAAAUUUCUCCUGAAGAGGCAUAAUCUGCAGAAACUGUUACUGUCACCUGUUUCAGAGAUGAACCUCAGGAAAUAUGUUUUUUAACUCUGAAAAAUGUAUAUUUCACCUGGUCAAAACUCAAACAGACACAUGAGAGAAUGUAUGUCAAAGUUAGUGAACGGAUCACUAGACUUUUUGUGUCUCAGAGCUUUAUUUAAAUAGACCAGAAUUUACAAAGUGAUUGUUUAAUUUAUGAAGAACUUUUGUUACGUUUAGUUUGUAUAUUAAUGAGAUUUUCAAUAAAAGCAGAAACUGU